AUGUGGCUGGAGACAUCGCUGGGCCGGAAUCAGGGUGAAAAUCAGCACCAUGGAGAUCGUCUUGUAAAGUCUGAAGAGCUGUUCCCCUGCCUGGAAUCGGAGGGGCCUGGCCUCUGUGACCCCAACGCAGCCGCUUUCAAGCUGCUAGGCUUGGCGUUUUCAGCCCUCACAGACAUCGCUCAAGGGUUGAACAUCGCCGUUUUCUCCACGUCGCGAACUCCCUUGAAAAUACCAGGAGCAGCGCAGGACCUGUUGUCCUCUGGCGGCCGCUUCUGA
Rangifer tarandus platyrhynchus (Svalbard reindeer) is the source of this 276-nucleotide messenger RNA. Lineage: Eukaryota; Metazoa; Chordata; Mammalia; Artiodactyla; Cervidae. The record is from the annotation of a GenBank genome assembly.